AUUGUUUUCAAAUGGAUUUGUUGUCGAAAGGCGUGAAUGCAGUGAAUGACAGCUAAUUGAGUGACAUUUGAGCGAUGAUUGGCUUCAGUGAGUGAAUCGAUGGCACACUUCGUAUGCAUUCAACACUUGACCCCUAAUUGAGUGCACUUUGUGUGUGAUGUCAGACCAGACAAGUGGUGCGACACAUGUGGAUGGCAUGGAUGCACACGUUGUCCACAAAUGGCCACAAAUGACCGAAAUUCCCAGAUUUUAUGAGAAGAUCCCUAUCAACGAGGACUCAUUGGCCGCUCGUGUCCGCGAAGAGGCCCGAGCAAUGUUUUUGCAAAAUAUGAGCAAAAAUGUGAUCGAAAACGAAGAACUCCAGCAAUUAUGGGUAUUGUUAGAGAAGUCGUGUUCCCAGACGUCAGAGAGUUAUGAAAAGCAAAGAAUCGAUUACUUGGAGUAUAAGAGGAUCUGCGGAUUACUUGAUCCCAAGUCUAAAGCAAAAGAGUACUUCACGGCAUCUGUUUUCGCCAAACUUCAAGACAAGGAUCCGAACCAAAAGAUAUCGAUUUUGAAUUUCUUUAAUUAUGUGAUGAGGAAAGUGUGGUUAAGACAGACACGCAUUGCUCUCUCACUCUAUGAUAUCACUGGUCAGGGAUUUCUCAAAGAAACGGAUUUAGAGAAUUAUAUCCAAGAAUUGAUUCCAACUUUAUCUCAAUUGGAUUCAUUGGACAAAGCCUUCCAUCCGUUUUACAUCUGUAUAGCCGUCCGUAAGUUCUUCUUCUUCUUGGAUCCGCACAAACACAACAAAAUCAAAAUCGUCGACAUUUUGGGCUCCGGUUUUCUCGACGACUUACUCGAACUCAGAGAUGAAGACUUGAACAAAACGCGAGAAGAGGCCAAUUGGUUCUCCGCCACCAAUACACUCCGUCUUUAUAGCUCUUACUUACGGUUAGAUGAGGACCACAACGGAAUGCUCUCUAAACCAGAGCUAAUGAAGUAUGGAAAUCUGACCAAUUUAUUCAUUGAACGAUUAUUUGAUGUUUGCAUUACUUAUGACAAAGAAAUUGAUUUUAAGACUUAUGUGGAUAUAGUGUUGGCUCUAGAAAACCGCAAAGAAGUUCAGUCCAUAUACUUCUUGUUCUCAAUUCUUGAUAUAAAGAGCAAACGAUUUAUCGAUUCAGAUGAAGACUUGAACAAAACGCGAGAAGAGGCCAAUUGGUUCUCCGCCACCAAUACUCUCCGUCUUUACAGCUCUUACUUACGGUUAGAUGAGGACCACAACGGAAUGCUCUCUAAAUCAGAGCUAAUGAAGUAUGGAAAUCUGACCAAUUUAUUCAUUGAACGAUUAUUUGAUGUUUGCAUUACUUAUGACAAAGAAAUUGAUUUUAAGACUUAUGUGGAUAUAGUGUUGGCUCUAGAAAACCGCAAAGAAGUUCAGUCCAUAUACUUCUUGUUCUCAAUUCUUGAUAUAAAGAGCAAACGAUUUAUCGAUUCGUUUUGUAUUAAUUACUUCUUUAAGGCAAUUCAGGAACAAAUGAGAAUUCAAGGACAGGAACCCCUUAACGUGGAUGACGUCUGUAACGAGAUCUUCGAUAUGGUUCGACCGCAAGAGAUGGGGAAAAUCACUUUCGAAGACCUUAUCUCAUGGUAUUAA
Oppiella nova is the source of this 1639-nucleotide messenger RNA. The record is from the annotation of a GenBank genome assembly. NCBI's taxonomy places the organism in Eukaryota, Metazoa, Arthropoda, Arachnida, Sarcoptiformes, Oppiidae.